AGCAGAAGCUCCGUGGUGACCCUUUGUGCGCAGCAGACAAGGUUGCGCAAAGCGCAAGCUUGUCCGAGCUCCCGCCGGACGACACCCCGCUUUGCGCCACUUCGGAUUCCUCAGCUACCUCGGCGUGCGUGAAGUGCCGCCCAACCUCCCAAAUCCCAUAAAAGCCCUUCCUUUCGAUCAGGUAUAACUCCGCCAUUACACCCAUCAGUCGCAGCUGCCACGGGCCCCCUUGCUGUCUCUGACACACCUAAAGCUGCGCUUGCCGUCUUUCCCAGUGGGACAAGGGUAAACAGUUCUCUUGCAACGACGGAGACAUUAACAAGAUCGUUGAUCCAUGAGCUGGAUGUGGGGAGAGAUGUGAUGAGCUUCUGCAAGCAGACAAACGUCGCAGAUCAAAGAACGACUCAGGCUGUCUUGGACUGAGAAGACUUGCGGUCAGACUGUCGUCCUCGAAGGCAAGCUGUGUUCUGCCUAUGUGGUAGCAGUCCGUGCAUGGGGGCCAUGUGGAAGCAACGAGGUUGACGAUGGUGAGAAAACACAGCUAUGGAGAGUCGUCUCGACCUGUGUCCGUGUCGGAUGGAUGCGCACCCAGGUGAGCCAUUACUCGGAGACGAUAUCCAGCUUUUUGAUCCCAAUGAUUCUAGUUGGUCAGAGCCUCCGGAGUUCAUUAAAUCGCCGAGUUCAGCAGCGCGGUAGCGGAUUCGAUUAGGGAAGGGUGAUCGCCCUUCGUCUCUCUCCCGCUCUCGCCGUCUCAUGAUUACUCAUGCCAAAACCUCACCUUUCUCCUCUUCCUCCUUUGGCUUUCGAAUCCUUCUUUUCUCUCUCUCUCACAAGGCGGAAGCGCGACGGAAUAAAGUGGGGAGGAAGAAUGACCGGAAUGCUUUCCCAGGUUCCGAGAAAGGAGCGAUUUUGAUCUCUGUUUCGUGGAGAAGUUCGAGGAAAUGGGGUCGACCUUCUUUCUCUGAGGUGCCAUUUUUCUGGGCAUCGCCAAUGUGACUCCAUUUUGGUCCAUUGUCUCGUUUGGUGCUAUAAAGGAGGGAUUUUGGUCGGAGGAUUUGAGGUGGUGGCGAAGGAUCGGAGCUUGAGAGGGUUUUUGAAGGAUUCAUUCCAUGCGAGACUGAUGGCGGAGGAGGGACUUGGAUCGAAGGUUCGAGUGGUGCGGUGCCCCAAGUGCGACAAGCUUCUCCCGGAGCUCGCCAAUUUCGCAGUCUACCGCUGCGGUGGCUGCGGCGCUACUCUCCAAGCCAAGAAACCUGUUCCAGGUUCGGGAGCUUCACCGGAGAAAUCUAAUGAAGAAAACAUGAAAUAUCUCGAGGUCUUGGAGCAGCAUUGCACGGAGAAGAAACCGAUGGUUUCAGAUUCAAGUGCAGAGAUCCAUUAUGAGGGCAGUGGAGAUGAUCGGACGGUGGAGUCACUAUCACAUGGAUCAGCGGGUUCCCAUGGUGUUUCUAUGACCGGAUGUAAAGAUAGUGACCUGAUGAAGAUAGAUGAUCUUCCCAAAGAAAAUGGAAGUGACGAUACCAAGCAUCAAUGCCAUUGGGAAACUCUCAUUAGUAAGCACACCCACGAUGUGUCUGAAUUGGGUAAAACAGGCAUGGAGAGUGGAAGAGAAAUGAAACAACAGGUAGAUGAGUCUCGUGAGCCUCAGCGAAGACAAGUCCGAACACCGAGAGCUCCCGUGGGAGACGGUUGGCCUGCUCCACUGCAUGAUGAAGGCCCAUCCGACUGUCAUCGGUAUCCAAGUUAUAUCAAUGGUAAUGUCGAGGGCGAAAGUCGGCAGAACAUGGAUGGUGCUAGCAGAGUAGGCUACCUUGAACAAGACCGAACAAGGCUUCUGAGAAUGCUUGAUGAGUUGAGAGAUCAAGUGCAGCGAACUUGUAAGGCCUCAGACAAGCCGAAGAGUUCCUAUGUCCAUCAUGAUCAUGUUAAAUGGUUUCCUGAAACCUCAUCAUCGUCAGACCCGAAUUCAUCUCAGUAUUUCCCAACACUGCAUGAUCAUAAUGCUGCCAUGGUAAAUUUAUAUUCUAAUGUACCGGCUGAGGGUGGCAUACCUGGUUAUGGUGAUCCAUUUGCUCAAAGAAGAGUUCCCUUUCACCGACCCCAUGAAUAUCCACCGAGACAGGUCGAUGGUUUCCUUUAUGGACAGUUUGCUCUUGAUCCUGUUAUGUCUUACCAUCAUGAUGGUUUCUAUCAUCAACCUGCCUGCUCAUGUAUGCAAUGCUACCAGAGACCGUUCUUGCUUCCUGCAAGAGCCCCAUCCACAACUAUUGGCCAUCAGAGGAUUCUGUAUCCCGUCAAUAAUUAUGAGUUCUGCAGAGUUGAUGGUCCCUCAAUUAUUGGUUCCAGAAACUCUAAUAUAAGGGUUGACAAUGCUCCAUUGCACAGACUUGAGCCAAGAUCACACAGUAGAACCAAAUUCAGCAAGAAUAAUGCACGUUCCUGUCGACCCAUUGAUGGUGCUGCCCCAUUUACUAUUUGUUCGAGUUGUUUCGAGCUUCUGCAGCUACCUGAAAAGUCUUUGCUUCUGAAGAAGAAUAACAUUAAUCUGCAGUGUGGAUCUUGCUUUAAGUUAGUUGCGAUCCAGUACGAUGGAAGUAAGAUUGUUAUUUCUGCCCCAACACCAGUCUCACGUGUGUCUUCCGAGAACAAUAACUCCUCUCAUAAUAGCACAAUCAAUGGUAUCCAGUCUACCGAUGAGAAACUAGUGUUGCCUUACAUUUUCACAAGCAAUGAUCACGAGAUGAAAGAAAAAGGACAUGAUUUACACUCGAGGGAAUCAGAGAAAGAGUAUGGGUCAUCUUUGUCUCCUGGUACGUCUGGAUAUGUUGAGAGCCCAGAAAGUGUGAUUUUGCAGAAAGAUGAUCCUAGCUUGCCCGGGAUGCCCUCAGAUGCUCAGGCGAUAUCAGGAGUUCCAAGUUUGCCACUUCGUGAACAUUUUGGCUACUUACUGUCUGAUCGUGCAGCUGAUGGAUCUGAAAGUGGAAGUGAGAGUAACCAUUCUGAUCAGGCGAGAAGUACAUCAUUAAAUGGUAACUUCAAGCAGAACUCAACAAAAGAUGUACGAGUGGCUACUGAGAUGGACUUGUCAGAUGAGGAGGAUCCACCUUCUGGUUUAUCUCGAGACUCGUGGGACAUGAUAAGCAAAGAUGAGACUGAACCUAGGAUCAUCAAGGCUGGUGAUUCAUUCUUUGCUGGCCUAAUAAAGAAGAGCUUUCGGCCUCUUAAUCAAUCACUAGGUCAUAGUAGAUUUAAAGUUUCAAUUAAUGGCCACCCCAUUCCCGAUCGAUUGAUUAAGAAGGCUGAAAAGCAAGCCGGUCCAAUCUAUCCUGGCCAUUAUUGGUAUGACUACCGUGCCGGAUUUUGGGGUGUGAUGGGGCAUCCCUGCCUUGGGAUAAUUUCUCCGUUUAUUAAAGAAUUCAACUAUCCUAUGCCCAAGAACUGUGCCGGGGGAAAUACCGGUGUUCUUGUGAAUGGGAGAGAGCUUCAUCAGAAGGAUUUGGAUUUGCUUGUCGGUCGAGGACUUCCAGCGACCAGAGGUUGUUCCUAUAUAAUUGAGAUUUCUGGGAAAGUUUGGGAUGAAUCAUCUGGUGAAGAGCUAGAUGGUCUUGGCAAACUGGCACCAACGGUUGAGAAGGUGAAGCAUGGAUUCGGCAUGCGUGUUCGGCUGUGAUGAUCAUACUGACGACAACAGAUCAUCUGAUGGGGACAUCAUCAUCUUGAGACUCAUAUAGAUAACUAAUGUGUUUCUUUAGUGCUUUUCACUCUCUGUAUCUCUUUUUUCAUUUUGUAUUGUAUUUUGUGUUAUAAUGCUUCAGCUGUAUGAUACAUUGAGAUCGAAGUAGUUUGCCUGCAGAAACA
Molecule: messenger RNA, 3858 nt
Organism: Musa acuminata subsp. malaccensis (wild Malaysian banana)
Lineage: Eukaryota; Viridiplantae; Streptophyta; Magnoliopsida; Zingiberales; Musaceae
Biological process (GO): regulation of defense response to fungus
Source: RefSeq, a predicted model, not a curated record